Molecule: messenger RNA, 1639 nt
Organism: Gigantopelta aegis
Lineage: Eukaryota; Metazoa; Mollusca; Gastropoda; Neomphalida; Peltospiridae
Product: inhibin beta A chain-like
Exons: 2
Coding region: 1-1302 (433 amino acids)
Biological process (GO): SMAD protein signal transduction
Cellular component (GO): extracellular region
Molecular function (GO): growth factor activity; cytokine activity
Source: RefSeq, a predicted model, not a curated record
AUGGGCGUGAGACACAACCGUCACCUCAUUACAUGCAUCUGGUGCUUUGUGAUCGCUCUUUUGAAUACCGAGACUGGGUCAAACAUUUCGUUCGCGCCAGGAGUUCAGAAAAACAUCACGCUCCUCCAGCAGUUCCACAUCCGCAGACUGAAAGACAAAAUCCAGCGUGAAAUCAAUAAGCACCGCGGCGAUACGCCGACCGGAACUCAAAGCCCAGAACCACUUCCGGUCCCGCAACACUCCCGCCCAGCUCAGGUGACGAUAUUUGUCUUGUCCGAAGGACGAGGAAAGAACCUGUUGCAGUUUCCUCUGAGUCGACGGCGAAACGCGUCCGACAGCGAGAUAACAAGGGCAGAUUUAUGGAUACUCGUGUGGAAGAAGGAAAGAAAGCAGAAGAAGAAAAAGUUCCGGCAGUUACGGAAGCGACGGAAGGGGAAGUUAAUCCGAAUACGAAUUUAUAGUGUGAUGGAUAAAAUGUCAACUAAAGUGGCCGAGUUACGGACAAAAGUUCAAAAAACAAAAUGGUACAAAAUAAGUUUACCUAUUAGCUUACUUAAAAACUUGGAGUCGUCUCAAAAGCAACAAAUGGUAUUGCGGGUAGAGUGUAAAAGAUGUAACAGAAAAACUCAGAUUAUAUUUCCUCGCAGACCGAAGGCGAAAUGCCGCAAGAUUGGUAGAAAAAAGAAAGAUUUUAAGGGAAGGGUGAAGAAAAACAGUAAGGGGAAACAUCAUCGGCGAAGAGGGUGCGGCACCGCCCGCCUCUCCCCUCCCGCAAAACACUCGAAGCAUCGACCCUUCAUUGUAAUAGAGAAGGACUCGCGAAGGCUCCGGAGAUCUGCGCCGGUGAUGACGACAUGUGGCGCUUCCACCACUGAGGGUCUUCUGAGCAUGCUGCCCGGUCGGUCUCCAGCGAACUCGUGUUGUAGAGUGUCAUCGUACGUCGAAUUCAGUGAUAUGGACCUUGAUGACGACAUCGUGUCACCAGCUGGAUACACUGCUGCCACGUGCGUCGGCUCGUGCGCACGGCACACUGCCACUCGCAGCACCAGCACCACCAGCACCAGAAGAAGCAGACGACUUUCUGGUAGAAGCAGACGCAGAAGCAGAAGGAGAGGGAAAGGACACGGUGGACGAAACUCAAACCGAGGCAACAACAACAACAACAAUAACAACAACAACAACAACAACAGCUGCUCGGCGUCUGAGACAUCCGCGUUGGCUGUCUGGAUCUUUAACGAUAACCAUGACCUGGUGAGGGCCAAACUGCCAGGUCUGGUGGUUCGGACAUGCCGGUGCAGGUAGCCAAGAGUCCCGUCUGGUCUUGAAUUGGAGAACAACCACAUCACCGCAUACCUCAUGUCGGCGGCACGGUUACGGCACGGUUACGCCACGGUUACGCCAUGGUUACGACAGGCUUAGGCGAUCAUCACUUUGACUUUAAAAGGUUAGACUUGUCGUGAAUCGCGGCGGCGCAUUACAUUCCACGAUACCAGUAGAUUGAUGACAAAAUCCAGUCUAUUUGCUUUCAGUUCCUGGUGCAGAAUUCAGCGGUGGUACUUUACAGUAUUUGCUUUUUGCGUUUACAGGUCUUACUGUCGAAUUAUAUUGUGACUAUAGGUUACAGACCAUGUGUGUAAGU